AUGGUUCUUUUCCCGGUGCUAAUUAAUAUUCCACCUCCUAUGCUAGUGGAUGAUACGGCUGAUCGAUCAUACUGGAAGGAUCAUGGCGGUAAUCUUCAACAUUUCCACUCUUCCCAAGCUUGGGAUUCUCUUCGGGUGAGGAAUGAUAAGGUCGAUUGGGUUGAUGCGGUGUGGUUUAGCCAGUGUAUUCCUAGACAUUCGUUUCAUGUUUGGCUUGUCAUUCGGAAUAAACUGAAGACGCAGGACAGGAUGUCCAUUGGGGAAGCGGGUAGUGCUACUAAUCUUGCACUCAUGUGUUGUCCGUUAUGCGCUUAUGAUCGAGAUUCUAGGGAUCAUCUUUUCUUUCAAUGUGCCUAUGCUUCUGAGGUUUGGAAGACAGUUAGAGAUUGGGUUGAUAUGGGGAAUGUCAAUAAUACUUGGGAUUCCGUUAUGGGCUGGUUGGUGAAUAGUGCUAACACAAGACAUCUUGGUGGUGUUGUAUGCAAGAUUCUGGUUGGGGCGGCUACCUAUUACAUUUGGCAAGAACGAAAUAACAGGCUUUUUUCGAGACUUCAGCGGUCACCGGAUAUCCUUUCGCAAGUCAUUCUUAGCUCGGUUAGGUUGAAGUUAAUGGGUUUCAGAAUUAUGAAGCAUCCGGAUCACAUGAAGAUUAUGGACCGAUGGCAGAUUUCGAAGAAGAACUUAACGGAGGACCCGGGCUAA
Molecule: messenger RNA, 702 nt
Organism: Helianthus annuus (common sunflower)
Lineage: Eukaryota; Viridiplantae; Streptophyta; Magnoliopsida; Asterales; Asteraceae
Exons: 1
Coding region: 1-702 (233 amino acids)
Source: RefSeq, a predicted model, not a curated record